Messenger RNA from Colletotrichum godetiae, 519 nucleotides. RefSeq lists its product as uncharacterized. The coding region runs from base 171 to 479 and encodes 102 amino acids. NCBI's taxonomy places the organism in Eukaryota, Fungi, Ascomycota, Sordariomycetes, Glomerellales, Glomerellaceae. The record is from RefSeq and is a predicted model, not a curated record. The transcript has a single exon.
GAUGAAGAAUCUUAGAGAUGGUGGCGUAGAUGGGAUACUAGCUUCGUUUCUGCCCCUCUCAAAUAACCUGGAAAGGAGGUGAACCAGACAGUUGGGACCGUUACGCUGGUGGAUUUCUGUACGAAAGAGAGGUAACAGGGUAACGAGGUACUGGAUUCAUCUGUCACCCGAUGUCCUUAGAAUGGUGCUUGUUGGAAAUGGGGUGUGUUGGGGGGCCAUUUAUCUGUUUGCUUCGAUGUUUGCUUCACGUUGCUGCGCUCAGCCAUCUAAAGGAAGCGCUGAUUGCUGUUGAUUGCUGUCUUCAUGUGACGACUCCACACCCUAGACCGUUCUCUCUUGGAGAAUUGCGUAUCGUUACUGUCUACACAGAAACGCACCGUUGGGUAGAAGGUCGGGUUCUUCACAUUGUGGUGCAUAUUCUCGAAGUUUGCCAGUCACACCUGAGGGGUGCAGUCGGUGUUGUUUGUCAGACGCCCUAAGGCGGUAGACGUUCGGACUCGGAUCUGCCGCGUCCCUUUC